This is a messenger RNA of Staurois parvus, 378 nucleotides long. The record is from the annotation of a GenBank genome assembly. NCBI's taxonomy places the organism in Eukaryota, Metazoa, Chordata, Amphibia, Anura, Ranidae.
CGGGACACAGCGGAUCACCGUUAAAUGGAAAGAGCCGAUGACGGCAGCUCUGUCAUGUGAUCAGCUGUGUCCAAUCACAGCUGAUCACAUGGCACUGAUGAUCAGUGUGCCCUGAUGAUCAAUGUAACUCCUUCAGUACCACCCGUCAGUGUCCAUCAAUGCCACCUAUCAGUGCCCAUCAGUGCCACAUCAAUGCCACAUAUCAGUGCCUACCAGUGCACAUCAAUGCCACAUAUCAGUACCCAUCUGAGCUACCUUUCAGUGCCAAUAAGUGCCACCUAUCAGUGCUGCCAAUCAGUGCCACCUAUCAGUGCCAGUCAGUGCCGCCUAUCUGUGCCAGUCAGUGCCAGCUAUCAGUGCCAUUCAGUGCCACCUAUC